UUGUGUAGAGCGCAAUAAUGGACUGACAGAUCCGAGGAGACUACGCUAUACUUAUUCUACCAUGGUUUGGCCAAGAAUUCAGUUCAGUUACUCGCGUCGAGCUGAAAAAUUAGCCACGGAGCUCCGCUAAAUUGCAGUAAAUACUAUAUCUAACGAUUUCGAUUGCUUCGCGGCGUGGGCGUCUGCUUCUUCCCCCUCGCGUCUCGUAUUUUCCGUUUCACUCUAACAACGCCGGCAGUUGCACUUGGUCUGUGUUUGUGUGCGUCAGCGCGUGUGUGUGAGGUUUUCUGAAAGAAUGUGAAAUCAUAAUAAAGUCGCGAAUUGUUGUUGCUAUUGGUCGUAAUUAGCCAUUAUUAACACACAUGUGUGUGUUUCAAGCUUAUUUGUGUGUGAACAAAAUCAAGGAUACCGCUUUAGCUUAAAUAAAUGCAGUCCUGAUGGCAGGAUCAAGGUAAAAUGGAAACAUUUGGGAUCUAUUGUAUGAAUGAACCAAUGUUGAAGAAGAAGAAGCCCCAGCAGCAACAACAAAACGGCAGCUAGGAGAGCGAAAGAGAGCGAAGGCAAACAAACGAAAACACAACAAAAAAAGAACAAAAGUAAUUUGCAUCGGCUGUUAGUGGAGCAGCCCCGACAUCAGACCCAGCCCCGCAUCCAGCCUCGAAAACAGUAGCACUUGCAGUUGCAGUUGCAGCCACCACAAUCCUCGCAGUUCCUUGCACCCACCAACAACUCCCACAUCCACAUUCACAGACGAAAUGGUGAUAAGCAGCAAGCCCGAUGCCACGGCGCCCAAUGGAGCGGCAGGAGGAGCGGUGGGAGCCACGGCAGCGGCACAGGCAGCCGCCCCUGGCGGACUCGACGCCACCGGGAACAGCCUGGCGCAUCCCUCCGGGAUUCCGCAGGAUCAAAUAGACAAUAUCAUGAGCGGCAUCGCCAACACGGGCGACGUCAAAAUGAACAAUCAUCGCAAGAAGCUGCGACAAAGAUUUGAUAUUAUUAAGAAACUAGGACAAGGCACCUAUGGCAAGGUGCAGUUAGGUAUUAAUAAGGAAACCGGCCAGGAGGUGGCCAUCAAAACCAUCAAGAAAUGCAAAAUCGAGGCCGAGGCUGAUUUGGUGCGCAUUCGGCGCGAGGUGCAGAUCAUGAGUUCAGUGCAUCAUCCCAACAUCAUCCACAUCUACGAAGUAUUUGAAAACCGUGAGAAAAUGGUGCUGGUUAUGGAGUUCGCCGCUGGCGGGGAGCUCUACGACUACCUUUCCGAAAGGAAGGUCCUCGCGGAGGAGGAGGCGCGAAGAAUCUUCCGCCAGGUCGCCACCGCCGUUUACUACUGUCACAAGCACAAGAUCUGCCAUCGAGAUCUCAAGCUGGAGAACAUCCUGCUGGACGAGAAGGGAAAUGCAAAGAUUGCUGAUUUUGGCCUGUCGAAUGUGUUUGAUGACCAGCGCCUGCUGGGCACCUUCUGCGGAUCGCCACUCUAUGCCUCGCCAGAAAUCGUAGAGGGAACUCCGUACCAGGGACCCGAGGUGGAUUGCUGGUCGCUGGGCGUGCUGCUCUACACUUUGGUCUACGGUUCCAUGCCCUUCGACGGAUCGAACUUCAAGCGGCUGGUGAAGCAGAUCAGCCAGGGUGAUUACUACGAGCCGAGGAAACCCUCGAGGGCAUCCACUUUGAUCCGCGACAUGUUGACCGUGUGUCCAAGGAAGCGAGCAAGCAUCGAGCAGAUCUGCUCGCACUGGUGGGUGAACGAGAACGACAACGUGUCCUGCUUGGACUUGGCCGAGGAUCUGGCCAACCAGACGCCAGUGCGAUUGGAUGUCCUGCUCUCACUCACUCCUGCCACAAUCACGGCGGACCAGUUGGUGGUGCCAUCGGCGGAGGGAGCAGCUGCUGCCAAGGCGGCGGCCAAUGAACGCGUUCCUCGCUCCCAUUCGGUUGGAUCGAUCCGGGACAUGGGUCCACCCAACACGGAGGCCGAGCGCCGCAUCCUGGACAUGGUGGCCGCCGGCGGAGAAGCCGCUCUGAUGCCCUCACCCACCAGGACCAUUACUCCCGCCCAGAGUCCGGUGCAGACGAAGAGGAAGCUGCAGCCCACUGUUUCCACGGAGAAUGCAGCCGGAACGACGGCCAAAAAGAAGGAGAAGCCGGCGAAUAGCUCGUUUGUGAUCAGCAAGGAUGGCGCGCCACUGACUGAGGCACCACCCACUAUCGUUGAACCCCCCACCACCCUCAUGGAGGCGGAGACAAUUGCCAACAUGCCGGAGGAAGUGCCGGUGCCCAGUUACUCCCAGAAAGACAUGCAAAUGGUGGGCGAUCUCUGCGAACAGCUGAUGGGCGAUGCACCCAAUAGUACUGCACCGCCAGCGGCAGCUGCACCACCUGCACCCACUCCGGUGGCGCGGCAGGCAACGCGGGGCAAACUGGAUGCUGUGGUGGAGACGCCGGAGGAGAAGGAUGCCACCAAGGUGAUCAAGAAGUUUGUGAACAAGCACAAGACCGCCGAUCUGGUGAAUGCCAUCAACGAAAGUGCCACCAAGGCGGCGGCUCCAGUGGGUCCACCUGCUCCUCCCCCGUUCGUGAGGAAGUGCAGCUUGCAGGAUGAGUCCACGCUGAAUAAAUUCAAUGCCGAACGGCGGAAAUCACGCAUCCUGGAAACAGCGGAGAAGUUCCAACCUCCACCACCGGUGGCUGCAUCAGCAGCUCCGGAAAAGCCCAAGAAACUGAGUAUACCUGGUGUCAGUGUGGGCAGCUUUAAGAAGGAGUUCGAGAAGAAGGCCACCAAUCCUCCGGUGGCGGAAGGACCCACUCCCGGUGAACUGAGGGCUCAGGAACAGGUGGCAGCUGCAGCGGCUGCAGCUCAGGAAACCGAGGCUUUGGGCACACCACCUGCCUCACCAGUGGUUGCCCAAUCUCUGGAGGGCAGCGAUUCCAAGAACUCGGUGGCAUCCAUUUCGCUGGACGAAGCACGUCGCUCCAUGGAGAACUCGAUUGCCCUGCUGCUGCAGGCCCAAAACGAGUCCAGCAAGGAGGUGGAUCAGCUGUGCGCCCAAACGGAAACGAUCGGCGUCAGUGAGCCGGGAAGCCAGCAGGAGCGGGAGCGUAAGUUGAAGAACGCCCGCGCCAUCAUCGGAAAUGCCAUCCAGCCAGUGAUACGCAGGCCAACACCAUUUUAUGGCAUCGGCAAUGGCUUUGGCAGUGGCAUGGUGGGUGGUGGUUCUGGUGCUGGUGCUGGUGGAGUGGGUGGUGCGGCACCCAAGCGAGCCCAGAGUGGCGGCAAUUUCAUGGGCUACAACACGGGAGCAAUGUCGCCGGGAGCAGCAACAUCGCCCCCGAUUGCGGGACCACAGACGGCACCUCCAGUGCUAAUAUCACCGAAUGCCCUGGCUGCGGCCAAGCAAACCAUUCAGCAGAGGAUAUUCGGAGGUGGGUUGCUCCCUGGUCAGAGUAAUCAGGCAGUGAAUCGGAGACCGGCCACGUGGCAACCGCAGGCAUCCUACAGCACGGCCAGCAUAUUCCAACCGCCGCCGAAUGCGAGCAGUCCGUUCAAGAUGCUGCAGCAGCAGUACCAGCAGCGAUGCCAGGAGGACCAAAGGCCGAGUUCCCUGUUCACGCCGCCGCCAUCGCCGCAAUAUGCCGCCAGCCACGCCCUCGCCCUCGCCGCCCAGUCCAACAGCAGUGGCAGCAACAGUGGCAACAGCAACAACUACGGAUUUAACAGUAGCAGCAACAGCAGCAGCAGCGGUACGAGCAACAACCGAGGCAACUGCAACACGAUGCCUAAUCUCAAUUACAAUGUCAAUUCGCGCACGAGACCAUUCAAUCAUAAUCAAGCUCAAGACACACUCAAUACCAAUGCCAGUGCUACAUGUCCCUUGCCUGCGGCUAUGUGGCUCAAAUCCUCACCGGGCGGCGAAGGACCUCCAACUCCGCCGGGAGCGGUGAAGACAUCGACGGCCUCCAUUACCCUGAAAUCGGCGACCCUGCCGCGCCGGAAGAUUAACGCCAAGGCGGAGGUGCAGCUGGACAUCAAGCCGCGGAUCCCGGAACAGGGCGCUCCGCCCCAGCCGGCGAUGCGAUUCAGCACGGAGAUGCAGCAUCCGGUGGCCGAUCUGCGCAGUGCCCCGCCCCGCGAGGGCCCCAUCCCCUACAGCCCCAUCAAGACGACGCUGCAGGCGCGGGCCACGAGCCUGGAGCCCAAGGAGCACGUCAUCACCAUCCAGCGACCGCCCACACAGCACGCCUACGGACGCACCUCCUCCAACACGACCACGCGUUCCGGCUCGCUGUCACGGCAGUCGACGGUGGAAUCCGAGUCGGAUGCCACCACCACGGCCACGAACAUGUCACAGGCCACCAUCACGAGCACCUCGCAGCCCAUCAAGAAGAGUCCGCGGGAGUUUAUCAUCCCGAUUGCCGUCGAGGGAGGUGGCUUCAUCACGCCCAGGGAGCGCAGCGUGGAGCCCUCGGAGUCGAGCCACACCACCAGCAGUCGGUCCACGUUCACCCGCCUGCGUCCAUCGCGUCGCAUUGGCUCAUUGUUAAGCGAGGCAGGCUUCGAGGAGGGCUCGCCGUUCCCCAAGAUGCGCACCACUUCGAUAACCCGCGAGGGCGUCAGCGGAGGCGCUGAGGACGAGGCCCGCUUCACCCCGCACCGUCUCAGAAGCUCAAGGCCUGUCAAGAAAAUUAGUCAAGACAACGAUUCGCAGAGCUCCAACGAGGAGGACGACGAUGACGACGACGGCUUUGAGAUACUCACGGCGGAGAAUCUGUUCUCGACUUUGCUGCAGCGGGUGCGGGCCCUAACGAAUCGCCUGAAUGUCAACAGUGACCUGACGGUCGGAUUCCCCAGCCAUUCUAGUCGCCUGCUCACGGACAUUUCGCGACAGGCCCAAAGUCACAGUCCAUUCUGGAGCCAGGGCAGUCCCUUUGCCAGUGUGCUUAGAUCUCAAGUUAGUUAUACCUAUAGCGAAACGGUCGAGAAGAAGAAAGUCCGGCUGAACAGCAGCAACACCAGCGGACUGGGAGCUCCUUGGCGGCACAGCAUGUCCAGGGAUCUGGGCAGCGACAUGGAAUCGAUGUUCUCGCGCACGGGGGCCACGCUGCCAAGAGGACAUCAUCAGGGAAAGAACAAACCAAGCUCAGCUCCUGCCCAAGUAGAAAAGGGUUGCGCCAAGGAAACUGCGGCUUCGAAUACCGAAGAACCUUUGGAUCUGGCCGAUCUGGAUCUUUCGAGGCUGAGACUUAGCAAAAAGGAUUUGGAAACCUUGUCGAGCAUAACUCCUGGAUUGCCCAAGUGUUUUCAGGAGCAACUCCUAGCCAAGUUGCCUCCCACUCAGGCUCGCAAAUUAUCCCGCACUCUGAGUGUUCAGACCAGUGCUCCCAGCAGUUCAUCCACUCCGAAGGUCUACAAACGCAGCCAGAGCGGCGGAAGGGGCUACCAGCCGGAGCAGCAGGAGGAAUUGCCCGACUUCAAGCCAAAAACUCUAACAGAUGCACCCAAGACAACCUCCGCUAGUACGGCAAUUUACCGGAGAAGUCUGAGUCGCAGUCAAGCGACACCCACUCAAAAUGCUGGUCAGGAUGCCGAGAGUCGGGCCACACAGACCACGAAGAGCCGCAGCAGCAGCGUGUGCAGAGAUGACUAUGGCAAAUCCUCCCUCUGCAGCAGUAGCACCUACACCAGCGACAUCAGCGAGAAGUACAAGUACUACUCUCCCUAUCUGAGCAAAUCUAGCAACGUGAGUCCUUCGAUGACCUCAAAGGAUGCGCUGGAGAAGCGUUACAGUGGCGGUCUGGGUCGUCCGCCAAGUGGUUGUCUCUCGCCUCCACCGCAACUGCCACAAGUUGCUGCCACGGAGGGCACAAGUUCCCUGCGAGUUGGACGCUCUUCGCAGCGUAGAAUUUCCCGCUUUUUGCGUCCCGACUUCUUCGAUGAACCCAGGGAUCGGGAAACCCAAAGCAUGCUGAGGGAAAUAAGGGAGAAGUCCAUCGAUCGGCAGGAUCAGGAGCAGUCGCAGGAUCUAAGACGUCGCAAGCAUAGUUUACCCAAUGUAGAGCACGUCGAUCAACCCAUAGAAGCCACACCCAUUAGAUCCUCCAUGCGGCAUUCUCGCAACAAGAGCAUGGAAUUGUUCACGGAUGCCGAAUCCAAUGGUCAGGUUCAGGAACCCAUCAAAACUUCUUCAGCCAGGCAGCGAAGUGUUUCGAGAGCUCGGGAACUGGAAACGGAACUCGACAAACACGAACUGGCGGACAAGAUACUCCAGGAGUUGCAACUCCUAUCUGCUGUGAGAACCCAACAUGAACAGGGUCAGGAGUCGGAGAAAACAGAAGAGACUUCCACCAUUAAAAAGGUUAGGAAAUUGAAACCAAAGGAAUCCACAGGAAUCAUCGAGCCAGAGGCAAGCAAAAUUUCUUCCACUUCUACCUCAACUACAACCACUUUGGUGAGGAAGGUCAAGAAGAUCUCCAAGAAGACAGAUGAAACGAGUAAAAUAACUGGAUUGGAGAGUACGGAACUGAGUAGCUCUGUUCCCAAGGAAACCAAGCUGAAGCGACCCAAAUCCUAUCCCAUGAAAGAUCUUGGCUUGAGUCUUAAAUCCUCCACAGAUCUUCCAGAACCGACUGCUUCUCUACUGCCCAGCAAGUUACCCAGUAAACUACCUUCAGGGAUGAACAAUGAAUCUGGAGGAGAGCCCGCUCCUCGAGAAAGUCGCCUGAUGAGACCCAAAAGCUAUCCGGCCACCAAGUUGGCCACUCCGAAGGAGCUGCGUAAAGUAACCCGCAGUGGGGUGGCCAUUCCCACCAUAACAGAAGCUACUCCGGCUCCCACAGCUAUGCCCACACCCACUAGUUCCAAGUCCACUUCCGAAGAGAAAUCCCUAUCGGCUACUCCAACUGGAACCAUGACCACUGUGACGGAUGCCAAGGACACGGGCUCCUCCUCCAGCGAUUCCCGACCCACAACCAUCAAGAAGAUCAUUAAGGUGUCAAAGAAAUCUAAGUUAAUGCCACCUACUCCACUCACACCCACCACUUCAACCACAACUGCAACCACCACUGCAAAUACCACACCUGUAGACAGUUCCAAGGAGUCGAGUCCGGUGAUCAAGGCCAAGGAGAAGUCGCCGGAGAAGAAACCCAGCAAGGGAUUGCUCUACGCCUUGGGACAGAAGUUCGAGAAGCUGCGCGAUUCGGCGAUGAGCAAGGAGAAGAAGGCGGGAGCAGCUGGAGCGGCUGCAUCGCUGGCCUGCACCCAAAAGCAGGGAUCUCCCGAGGAACGUAGCUCCCCGGAGAAAUACAAGAAGAAGGUAUUGGAAACGGAUAAAUCCCUGGAACUGGGAGCCCCAGAAGACAAGCGAGUGGAUAAGCGAUCCCGUUUCGAUAGUGUCUUGCGCUCCCUUAGGGAGAGAUCCGUGCCCAGAUCGCAACCCAAUGGUCGGGUAAGUCCGAAGAGAGCAGCCAGCGUGGAGGAACUGCACGCGGGAUCCCAGGAAGGCCAGGGAAAAUCAGGUGGAGCGGUGAACAAAAUGUUUGGUGGCUUCCUGCGACGCUUCGACAGGGAAAGCAGUGAACAGCGCCGCGUGAGGAGCACACGAUCCACCAGCAACAUUGAGCGACAGGUGCGCGAGGAGCAGGAUCAGAAGCUGGAUGCCUCGCUGCCCACAUCGCCCAUCUACCAGAAUGUGGUGAAGGCCACCAAGGUGCAGGCCAAUCCAAAGCCGGGCGGCGAGGAGAACUGCAAUUGUGAGACGGCCUGUCCGGAUUGCAGGCAGAACAAAGGACAAACCCUGACCACCAGCAAUGCCCCAGCGAGCACAACCACCACCAGCAACAAGGAGAAGAGGAAGGGUCUGAUGCUGGAUCUGGCCAGUGCCAAUGCAACGGGCAGUGGAGCCUCCAGUGCGGUGACCACGGCCACCACAACCACCUCUAGUGGCAGCAGAUACAGGGGAUCCAAGACCAAUCCGGCUUUGCUCAAUGGCAAUGGAGGAUUGGGCAUGGGCCUCUACUCGAAUCUACCGCCCUAUCCGGGAGCCAUCAAGAGUGAGAGUUCCAGCCAGCAGUCCAUGGAGAAUGCCACCAAUAACAAUUCGACCAACACGAACAACAACUGCAGUUCACAAACCUCGGGUUAUAGGACCUCAUCCGCACACGAGAUCAACAGGAAUAAUCCCCUGCUGACGCCCUCCUUCGAGAACAUUGCCAACUACUCCUCGGAUUCGCGGAGCUACCAGGAUGACUGCGCCUCCACCUCGACGUUCCUCUCGCCCACCGAAGAGCCGGAGUUGUACUUCGACAACUGGUCCAUUUGCUCCGAGGACAACUACAUGCUGCAUGCCACGCCCUCGCCAACGGUGUCCCGCUUGUCCAGAGCCUCCUUAUCCUCGCCCACCCGCUGCUCCGAGAGCUCCGAUCCCAACGAGAGUGUGAUCGACCGGAUCAAGCGGCGCAGCUUCUACAGCCGCUUCAAUGAGCAGAAGAAACCGCGACGCACGAGCAGCAUUGUGGGUCCUUCGGCGGUCAGGGAUUACUAUCGGGAGCAGCAGGCGGCGGUUAAGGCGCGCUCUAGCCACAAGUUGCAUGCAGCAGAGUUGGAUCCACCGCCGAGAGCUCAUUCGCCGGAUAUUGCGCAGCAGUUCUUCAGGCCACUGAAACUGAGUCCCGUGGGAACGGAACUCAAGCCUCCGGUUUACCGCUCCACCCUUGAUUACUCCUCAUCUUCAGCGGGAGCCACCAGCAAACCUAGGAAAAGUUUAAACGACAUUAGGAAUACCUCGCCAUCGUUCCUCAGCAAAAGAUACGAGACAACGGACUACAGUUCCGUGCCGAUGAGGUACAAGAGCUCCUCCAGUUCGAGUCCGAGUAAUGGCGCCAUCGCCAGUGGUUAUUACAACACGUACAAUCCAAAACGAAGGUCAUCCUAUACGCUCAAUGGCAGUCUGCCCACUGCCACGAGCGGAAGCAGUGCAGCAGGAAGCAGCCACCUGGACGGAUAUGCCACCCUGGGCAGGAGAUCCAUCCGACCGUACGAUCAUCGAACGAUGUCCCUGCUGGAACCACCAACAUCGAGCAGCAGUCGAAUCGGUGAGGGAACUUCCUAUCAGAGGAGAGAGGCAAGGACACCGGUCAGGGAUUACACCUCCAGCAUUUCACGCUCCGGAUCGCGUUAUCGCACUUCUUCGGCCACUCGCAGUCCGACAAACAUUUGAUGUACCACACCGCAGAAUGGCUUCUGCAUCUUUUGCUACUACUCCAAACGGAAGAAGGCGACUUCCGCACAUGGCAUCGGAAACGCAAUCGGAAUCGGAAACGGACAUGGACAUGGCCAGGCCAUGGGCACGCCCCCGAACACCACCGCCUCCUCGUCGUCCUCGCGUGCCAGCAGUGGCGGCGCCAAGAAGCAACAGCCGCAGCUGCACCCGGCACCCAACCAAAGCCAUCAUCAGCAGCACCACAACGAGCAGCACAAGUUCUAGACUGGCUUUCCCCCAUUCGAUCCGAUCCCAGAUCCCAAGAAUAACUAUAUACCGAAUACCAAUCACCACUUAGGCUUAGAGAUUUUUGAUAAUUUUUUGUAUGGAACUUAGCCAAAGUUAUACUCUAGUGCAGAACUUUUGGAAGCUGCCCCUUAGCCGUAGGUUUGUUGUAGUUCGGAUUUAGCGGAGUUUCAGCCAUAGAUCGUGACUCAAUAAUACGAUUUUCAAAUGAUUGUGCCUUGGUUCCUUCGGCGGUUUUAGAUUUAGCCAAUAGCCAUAAAACGUUGAUUUUAAUCUGUAAGUUUGUAAGCGGAACUGAAGCGAAAGCUCAAAACGGAAACGGAAAUAGAAAAGGAAAGUAAAAGCGGAGGAGAGAAGACAGGAAAGGAAAGUAAAAGAAGGGGAAAGUGUUUCACAAUAUAUGUAUAUGUAUUUUCUAUGCUAUUUUUGUGAGGAAACCUCGCGCCGAAAAUGCGUUAAAAUUUCUAUGAAAUAAUUUUUAAAACAGUUUUUUUGCAUUAAACAGAACUGACGAUGGAUUGUUUUCGAGAUUUGAAUAGAGUUUAAUAUAAUAGUGACCACUAUUUCGUUUGCUAGGUCUAUUGAUGUUAUUGCAAAAUAAUAGAAAAUAUGCGAAUUGUGAGCGAAACGGAAGAGGGUUAGGCAAAAGUAGCAACAAACAAUAAGCGAAUUUAAAAAGCAAAUUAAGAAAAAACGGAACAAAAAUAAUAAGUAAUUGAUCUAGAGUUUUGGGUAGAUACCGAAUUGGAAGUUCAAAUUGUAAUUAGAGCGUGAGUACGAAAGCGUUUUCUAAAAAUAAAUAAAAAACGAAUCACCAA
Messenger RNA from Drosophila ficusphila, 10315 nucleotides. RefSeq names its product serine-rich adhesin for platelets (gene Nuak1). Gene Ontology annotation, molecular function: protein kinase activity; ATP binding; structural molecule activity. Lineage: Eukaryota; Metazoa; Arthropoda; Insecta; Diptera; Drosophilidae. Gene Ontology annotation, biological process: protein phosphorylation. The record is from RefSeq and is a predicted model, not a curated record.